Camelina sativa (false flax) is the source of this 471-nucleotide messenger RNA. RefSeq lists its product as uncharacterized. Lineage: Eukaryota; Viridiplantae; Streptophyta; Magnoliopsida; Brassicales; Brassicaceae. The record is from RefSeq and is a predicted model, not a curated record.
UUCUAACUUUGCUCUAGUCUAGACGAUUUUUUUCCUUUUUUUGUUUGUUUGGUGAUAAUGUCGGAUAAAGGAGGAGGUCUUGCGAUCGGUGGCACGACAAAUUCUUGCGUAGGUGAGAGUCAGAUCAUCCCUAAUGAUCAAUGUAACCAAACGAUGCCUUCUUACAUGGACUCUGAGCGGUUGAUUGGUGAUGCUGCCAAGAUUCCGGAUAACACUGUCUUCGAUGCAAGAAAACAGGAAGAGGAUGAAGAAGCUAAGCAACUAUUAGUAGAUAUGAUAGUGAAUGAAACAAUGAAGAAUACAACUUUCAUGGAGAGCUUAAGAAAAACCAAAGUAGAUACUGCAUGGGACGAAAAGAGAAAACAAGAAAAAGAGGAGCUGAAGAAGAAAAGAGAUGAGAUGAAGAAAAAAAAAGAGGAGCAGCAGAAGAAAAAACAAUACAAGGCCAUGGGUAAGAAGAACAAAAAAUAA